AUGGAUUCUGAAACUGUACCACGAGCACAGUAUCGACAACUUGGUCAAAGUGGUCUAAAGGUAUCUCUCCCGAUCCUGGGUGGAAUGGGUAUGGGAGACAAAAGCAACGGUGUCUCCGAAGAGAUUUUCGGCAAAGCGAUUCGCGAGUACAAUAUCCCACGACACAAACUGAUCAUCUUGACAAAAUGCUACAAUCCCGCACGCGAAAGCAAUACUCCCGAGCUACUAGCGCUGAACAAGAAGGAAUUAGAAGUUCAUCCUGAUUAUGUCAAUCAAUUUGGAUUAUCUCGGCAAGGAAUUUUCAAUUCCGUUAAUGCAUCCCUCCGACGACUGCAGUUAGACUAUAUCGACUUGCUUCAGAUCCAUCGUUACGAUCCCGAGACUCCCAUUGAGGAGACCAUGAAAGCACUGCAUGAUCUGGUCCAGAUGGGCAAAGUCCGGUACAUCGGCGCGAGCUCCAUGUGGGCCUACCAGUUUGCUAUGAUGCAAUUCUGUGCCGAAAAACACGGCUGGACCAAAUUUAUUUCCAUGCAGAACAAUUACAGCCUUCUCUAUCGCGAGGAAGAGCGCGAGAUGAACAAGUUCUGUGAUGAAACUGGCGUGGGGCUGAUUCCCUGGGGACCGCUGAAUACGGGUCGAUUGGCGCGUCCAUCCAGAGAUCAGACAACAGCUCGGGCAAAGAAUCAGAAAGUGACGACGCAUGAUGCUGCUAUCAUUGACCGAGUGGAGGAGAUAGCGGGAAAGAAAGAUUGCAAAAUGAGUCAGGUUGCUCUUGCAUGGAUAAAUGAGAGGGUUGCAAGCCCCAUCAGUAGCUUCAGCAGCGUAGCAAGGAUGGAUGAAGCUCUUGCUGCCAAUCAGAUUGUGCUAACAGAAGAUGAGGAGAAGUAUCUUGAGGAGUUGUAUGAGCCACGGCCUAUCAAAGGCCAUUCGAAUUGGAAGGGCAGGCUGGCAUACAGGAAGUAGAGAGAGCCUUCUGAAGAAUGAGAGAAAGGAAAGUUGGCGACGAGUAGGUUGAGGCCUCAAGGGAAUGAAAGGUAGAG
This is a messenger RNA of Mollisia scopiformis, 1040 nucleotides long. RefSeq names its product Aldo/keto reductase. Bases 1 to 963 code for a protein of 320 amino acids. The record is from RefSeq and is a predicted model, not a curated record. Gene Ontology annotation, molecular function: oxidoreductase activity. The transcript has 2 exons. Lineage: Eukaryota; Fungi; Ascomycota; Leotiomycetes; Helotiales; Mollisiaceae.